Archocentrus centrarchus (flier cichlid) is the source of this 3213-nucleotide messenger RNA. RefSeq names its product NACHT, LRR and PYD domains-containing protein 12-like. NCBI's taxonomy places the organism in Eukaryota, Metazoa, Chordata, Actinopteri, Cichliformes, Cichlidae. The coding region runs from base 1 to 3213 and encodes 1070 amino acids. The record is from RefSeq and is a predicted model, not a curated record. Gene Ontology annotation, molecular function: protein binding. The transcript is spliced from 10 exons.
AUGGCGGUGACGCUGACGUACGAGUCAGCGCUCAAUGCAGCGUCUAUACAUGAGAGCCAGACCAAAGCUCAGAGGAACCCACCUGGACCUGGACCUGGACCUGAACCUGAACCUGGACCUGGACCUGGACCCAAACCCAGCUGUGUGUCCUUAAAGAGUGACUGGUCUGUAGGUCGCAUCAUUGAUUUUAAAGUCCAGCGUUCCUCUGCUGUAGAGAGAGUGGACCAGGAGAGCUCAGAGGGUCCCAGUGGUCAGUCUGCCCAGCAGCAUCAAACACAGCUGGACUCCAUAUUUCAGCUGCUGGAGGACAACAUCAUCACUUUUGUGAAGGACGAGCUGAAGAAGAUCCAGAAGCUUCUGAGUCCAGAUUACCCAGAAUGCUUAGAGAGGGAGGAUGAAGAGCAGAGGAGCAGCAGAGAGGCAUUUGUGAAGAUCACACUGGACUUCCUGAGGAGAAUGAAGCAGGAGGAGCUGGCUGAGCGUCUGCAGAGCAAACGUCCUGCAGUUUGUGGACGUGAACUUAAAUCUGCUCUGAAGAAGAAGUUCCAGUGUGUGUUUGAGGGCAUCGCUAAAGCAGGAAACCCAACCCUGCUGAAUCAGAUCUACACAGAGCUCUACAUCACAGAGGGAGGGGCUGCAGAGGUCAAUGAGGAACAUGAGGUCAGACAGAUUGAAACAGCAUCCAGAAAACCAGACAAACCAGAAACAACAAUCAGACAAGAAGACAUCUUUAAAGGCUCACCUGGAAGAGAUGAACCAAUCAGAACAGUGCUGACAAAGGGAGUGGCUGGCAUUGGGAAAACAGUCCUAACACAGAAAUACACCCUCGACUGGGCUGAAGACAAAGCCAACCAGGACAUCCAGUUCAUGUUUCCAUUGACUUUCAGAGAGCUGAAUGUGCUGAAAGAGGAAAAGUUCAGCUUGGUGGAACUUGUUCAUCACUUCUUCACUGAAACCAAAGAAGCAGGAAUCUGCAGCUUUGAAGACUUCCAGGUUGUGUUCAUCUUUGAUGGUCUGGAUGAGUGUCGACUUCCUCUGGACUUCCACAAAACUACAAUCCUGACUGACCCUAGAAAGUCCACCUCAGUGGAUGUGCUGCUGACAAACCUCAUCAGGGGGAACCUGCUUCCCUCUGCUCGCCUCUGGAUAACCACACGACCUGCAGCAGCCAAUCAGAUCCCUCCUCACUGUGUUGGCAUGGUGACAGAGGUCAGAGGGUUCACUGACCCACAGAAGGAGGAGUACUUCAGGAAGAGAUUCAGAGAUGAGGAGCAGGCCAGCAGGAUCAUCUCCCACAUCAAGACCUCACGAAGCCUCCACAUCAUGUGCCACAUCCCAGUCUUCUGCUGGAUCACUGCUACAGUUCUGGAGGAUGUGCUGAAGACCAGAGAGGGAGGAGAGCUGCCCAAGACCCUGACUGAGAUGUACAUCCACUUCCUGGUGGUUCAGGCCAAAGUGAAGAAGGUCAAGUAUGAUGGAGGAGCUGAGACAGAGUCACACUGGAGUCCAAAGAGCAGGAAGAUGAUUAAAUCUCUGGGAAAACUGGCUUUGGAUCAGCUGCAGAAAGGAAACCUGAUCUUCUAUGAAUCAGACCUGACAGAGUGUGGCAUCGAUAUCAGAGCAGCCUCAGUGUACUCAGGAGUGUUCACACAGGUCUUUAAAGAGGAGAGAGGGCUGUACCAGGACAAGGUGUUCUGCUUCAUCCAUCUGAGUGUUCAGGAGUUUCUGGCUGCUCUUCAUGUCCAUCUGACCUUCAUCAACUCUGGACUCAAUCUGCUGGAAGAACAACAAACAACCUCCAUGUGGUCUCAGUUAUUUAACAAACCAAAACUCCCAGCUCUUCAUCAGACUGCUGUGAACAAGGCCCUACAGAGUCCAAAUGGACACCUGGACUUGUUCCUGCGCUUCCUCCUGGGUCUUUCACUGCAGACCAAUCAGAGUCUCCUACGAGGCCUGCUGACACAGACAGGAAGUAGCUCACAGACCAAUCAGGAAACAGUCCAGUACAUUAAGAAGAAGCUCAAUGAGAAUCUGUCUGCAGAGAAAAGCAUCAAUCUGUUCCACUGUCUGAAUGAACUGAAUGAUCGUUCUCUAGUGGAGGAGAUCCAACAGUCCCUGAGAUCAGGAAGUGUCUCCACAGAUAAACUGUCUCCUGCUCAGUGGUCAGCUCUGGUCUUCAUCUUACUGUCAUCAGAAGAAGAUCUGGAUGUGUUUGACCUGCAGAAAUACUCUGCUUCAGAGGAGGCUCUGCUGAGGCUGCUGCCAGUGGUCAAAGCCUCCAACAAAGCUCUACUGAGUGGCUGUUUCCUCUCAGAGAAAAGCUGUGAAGCUCUGUCCUCAGUUCUCAGCUCACAGUCCUCUAUUCUGAGAGAGUUGGACCUGAGUAACAACGACCUGCAGGAUUCAGGACUGAAGCUUCUGUCUGCUGGCUUGAAGAGUCCACAUUGUAUGCUGGAAAUUCUCAGACUGAGCGCAUGUAACCUGUCAGAGAGAAGCUGUGAAUCUCUGUCCUCAGUUCUCAGCUCACAGUCCUCUAGUCUGAGAGAGUUGGACCUGAGUAACAACGACCUGCAGGAUUCAGGACUGAAGCUUCUGUCUGCUGGCUUGAAGAGUCCACAUUGUAUGCUGGAAAUUCUCAGGGCGGAGCCUGCUGGAGUGCGAUGGCUGAGCCCAGGUCUGAGGAAGUAUUCCUGUCAACUCACAAUCGACACAAACACAGUACACACAAACCUACAACUGUCUGACAACAACAGGAAGGUGACAUGUGUGGAGGAGGUUCAGUCAUAUCCUGAUCAUCCAGACAGGUUUGAUGUUCUUCUUCAGCUGCUGUGUAGAAAUGGUCUGACUGGUCGCUGUUACUGGGAGGUCGAGUGGAGAGGAUACGUUUAUAUAUCAGUGAGUUACAGAAGAAUCAGAAGGAAAGGAGGCAGUAAAGACUGUGUGUUUGGAUGGAAUGAUCAGUCCUGGAGUCUGAGCUGCUCUGAUGAUGGUCCUCUGUGUGUUUGGCACAAUAACAGACAAACAUCCUCCUCCUCCUCCUCCUCUGGCUCUAACAGAGUAGCAGUGUAUGUGGACUGUCCUGCUGGCACUCUGUCCUUCUACAGAGUCUCCUCUGACACUCUGAUCCACCUCCACACCUUCAACACCACAUUCACUGAACCUCUUUAUCCUGGGUUUUAUGUCUGGUAUGGUUCCUCAGUGUGUGUGUGCUGA